This is a messenger RNA of Linnemannia hyalina, 885 nucleotides long. The record is from the annotation of a GenBank genome assembly. Lineage: Eukaryota; Fungi; Mortierellomycota; Mortierellomycetes; Mortierellales; Mortierellaceae.
AUGGCAGCGAAUACGGCAAAGAAGAACGAGGACGUUGGCAAUAAGGUUGUUGGUGCGUUAGAUGCACUUACCUUGACGUCGGGACGAGAUGAGGGAGCAGGCAUGGACGUUGAUGUUGACAUGCAGGAGACUGUUGGCUCUGACUUUAUGGAUGCCCAUGCAGCCAGAGGAAAGAUGAAGGAGUAUUCGAUGCAACUGGCGACGUUGACGAGACAGAAGAUGCAGUUAGCCGCGCGCAUCCAAGGGUUGAGCCAAGAGGAGGGCGACCAGGAGCGACCAAAGUUGGCGGAACUGACACGUCAGAUCGCUGAGGCCAAGACCGCGAUGAACGAGUGGAAUGUCAUGCUGGAUGACCUAGAGAGUGCUGAGAGGUCCAUGGGGAGGACGGCAUUCUCUAGUGUUGUGACCAGAGAGGAGAAUGAGGAGUUGGGGGUUAAGAAGGGUGGAAAGAUUGACGAGAUCAAGUUGUCGAAUGAGUUUCCGCGUUACCAUCGGUUGGUCGAGGCUCAUCUGCUUCCUGUUCUUGACAUCAAGAUCCACGGUCCCUUGAUUACCAACGUCCGAGAGUUCCUGUACGAAUUCCAUAGAAUAGGAGUAACAAAGUUCACGACGGGCGGGUUCGAUGAGAGAUGUUCAAGGUUGUUGUGCUUGGCGAAUAUGGAUCGCAAAGCGUCUGAUGCCAUGAAUGCAGUCUUGAGUCGUGACCCUGAAGGAAAGUGGCCGUGGGCGAGAUGCGAGAAAGUGUUUGUGGAGAGUGCUAUGACGCAGACUGAGAGAACAGAUGAGGUUGAGAAGGUGAUCAAGAUGGGAUUAGAACGAGGUGAAUCGUACAAGCAGUACUACCAUCGGAUGAAGAGGUUGAUGGAUGCGAAAAAGAUAUUCUAA